Nematolebias whitei (Rio pearlfish) is the source of this 4053-nucleotide messenger RNA. RefSeq names its product WD repeat domain 19 (gene wdr19). The coding region runs from base 10 to 4053 and encodes 1347 amino acids. Lineage: Eukaryota; Metazoa; Chordata; Actinopteri; Cyprinodontiformes; Rivulidae. The transcript has 36 exons. Gene Ontology annotation, biological process: cilium assembly; intraciliary retrograde transport. The record is from RefSeq and is a predicted model, not a curated record. Gene Ontology annotation, cellular component: cilium; intraciliary transport particle A. Gene Ontology annotation, molecular function: protein binding.
GCCACCAAAAUGAAGAGUGUUUUUAUUCUUGCUGACAAAGCUUGGGCGGGUUCGUGCCUUCUGUAUAAGUGGCAGAAAAGCCAAGGAAAUUAUAUUGCUGUUGCUGGGCAGGACAAUACAGUGAAAAUAUUUGAUCGACAUGGACAGAAGUGGACAGACCUCAACCUUCCAGGCCGCUGCGUGGGGAUGGAUUGGGAUAAGGACGGUGACAUUCUGGCUGUGAUAGCUGCAAAGUCCAGCUCCAUCUACCUGUGGGACGCCAGUGUCAAUAAAACAUCGCAUAUAGACAGCGGCAUGAGCAAAGACCAGAUGACCUUCAUCUUGUGGUCUAAAACUGGACCUCUGCUGGCUGUCGGGACAGCUAAAGGAAACCUGCUGAUUUACAAUCAACAGACCUCACGCAAGAUUCCUGUACUGGGUAAACACACCAAGAAAAUCACCUGUGGGUGCUGGAGCUCUCAGAAUCUACUGGCUCUGGGAAGUGAUGACAACACUCUUAGCAUUAGCAACCAUGAGGGAGACACAAUCAGACAGACAACUCUUAGAGGUGAACCUGCUGAAAUUUACUUUUCUGUGAUGAAGACGGAUGAAAGGUCCUCUCAAGGGGAGGGAACUGUGAGUGUCUCCAUGGACAAGAAGAUUCUGAUGCUUUUCAAUAUCAGUGACCCUCAAAACCCAAUAGAGUUGGCCUUUGAGCGUCGCUAUGGCAACAUCGUGUCCUAUCGCUGGUACGGCGAUGGUUACAUCCUGAUCGGCUUCUCCCACGGAUACUUUGUGGUUAUUUCCACUCACAUCAGGGAAAUUGGAUUUGAGCUCCAUCAGGGUCGCAACCAUAAAGAUAGUCUCAACAGUGUGGCCAUCUCACCUGCACUGAACAAAGCUGCUUCAUGUGGAGACAACAGCAUAAAGGUCCAUGAGUUGUCUGAUCUCAACGAUAUCAGCAACAUCGUUCAGCUGGAUGAUGAGACUAAAGGUCUGGAUCAGAUGAACUGGACAGAUGACGGACAGCUGUUGGCGGUUUCCACUCAAAAAGGGACGAUUCACGUCUUCUUGACCAAGCUACCCAUGCUGGGGGACAGCUUUGGUACCCGGCUGGCCUACCUCACCUCCCUGCUGGAGGUCACAGUCUCCAACCAGGUGGAGGGGGAGAGUCCAGUGGCUGUUCAGGUGGAGGUAGAGCCCACGUUCGUGGCAGUGGGACCGUACCACGUGGCAGUAGGGAUGAACAACAGAGCCUGGUUCUACGGUAGAUUAAAACAAAAACGUGUGAAAAAGAUAAAGGACGUUGAAUAUUUGGGGACCAUAGCCAGCAUGUGUCUGAACGCAGACUACGCAGCAGCUCUGUUUGAAGGGAAGGUGCAGCUGCACAUGAUUGACGGGAAAGGUACGGAGGACAGGAAGGAGAUGAAGCUUUUCCCUGACGACGACAGGAAGGAGCGGAUCGUUUGUCACGCUCUAACCUCUGACUUCCUGUACUACGGCACUGAUGUGGGCAGUGUAGUGAGCGUCUUGUUGGAGGACUGGGAGACGGUGAACAGCUACAACCACCCGGUCGGGGUCAGAAAGGUGUUCCCUGACCCAAACGGCACCUGGGUCGUCUUCAUCGAUGACAAAAACGGCGGCUUCCUGUUUUCCCCUGCCAACACAACGGUCGCCUGCUUUGAGCUCCCCAACUUCUCUCCCACCAUCACAGGAGUGCUGUGGGACAACUGGCACGCAGACCGAGGAGUGUUUGUGGCUUUUGACGAUGACAAAGUCUACACUUACGCCCUGCAUAAAACUACGAUCUAUGGCCCCCGGGUGGUGUUGGUGGGGAGCACCGCACUCCCAUUUUCCCAGAGGCCUUUGCUCUUGUACAACGGCGAGCUGACCUGUCAGACGACAAGCGGCAAGAUGAGCGAAGUGCCGCUGAGCACGCACUCGUUCCUCAGACGCUCGGCGGGCACGUGGACCGGGUCACCGGCAGAACUCAGCAGGCAGCUCAGCCAGGCUCUCAUGCUCAAACGGUUCCAAGAGGCGUGGGACCUAUGCAAGUCUGCGGGCGGAGAUGCAGACUGGGCUGAAUUAGGUAAAGCCUGUCUGGUCCACAUGGAGGUGGAACUGGCUGUUCAGGUCCACCGCAUGAGUGGCAACGUGGCUGUGGUCCUGUCGCUGCAGAGCAUUCAGGGCAUAGAGGAUAAUAAUUUACUGGCAGGACAUUUGGCCAUGUUUCUGGAGGAAUACAACCUGGCCCAGGACCUUUAUCUGUCUUCAAGCUGCCCGAAUGCUGCUCUGGAGAUGAGAAGAGACCUCCUGCAGUGGGACAGUGCUCUGAUGUUGGCCAAAAGGCUCGCAGAGGACCAGAUUCCCUUCAUAUCCAAAGAGUAUGCAGUCCAUCUGGAGUUUAUUGGGGAUUAUGUCAAUGCACUGACAAAUUAUGAGAAAGGCGUGACGCUCAAUCCAGAAGAACACGACGAGGCGUGCCAGGCGGGUGUAGCCAGGAUGUCCAUCAGGAUGGGGAACAUUCGGAGAGGAGCCGCUCAGGCUGUUCAGCACCCGAGCAAAGUCCUCAAGAAGGAAUGUGGAGCCAUUCUGGAGAGCAUGAAGCAAUUCCCUGAAGCUGCUCAGCUCUAUGAAAAAGGCCAGUAUUACGACAAAGCUGCGUCGGUUUACAUCCGCUGCAAGAACUGGACAAAAGUGGGAGAGCUGCUCCCAAAUGUCUCCUCUUCAAAGAUCCGCCUGCAGUUUGCAAAGGCCAAGGAGGCGGACGGCAAGUUUAAGGAGGCAGCUCAGGCCUAUGAGGGCGCUAAAGACUGGGAUAACAUGAUCCGUGUGCUCCUGGAUCACCUGAACAAUCCAGAGGACGCCGUUCGAAUCGUCAGGGAGACGCAGAGCGUCGAUGGAGCAAAGAUGGUGGCCAGGUUCUUCCUGCGGCUGAACGACUACGGUUCAGCUAUCCACUUCCUGGUUCUGUCUCAGUGCAACGAUGAAGCCUUCCAGCUGGCUCAGCAGCACGGACAGAUGGAGGUCUACGCAGACAUCAUCGGCUCUGAGGCGACACAGGAGGACUACCAGAGCAUCGCUCUGUACUUCGAGGGAGAGAAGAAACAUCUGCAGGCUGGCAGGUUUUUCCAGAAGUGUGGGCAGUACAGCAGAGCGCUAAAACAUUUCCUCAAGUGUCCUAAAUCUGAAGACAACCAGGCAAUAGAGAUGGCUAUAGAGACGGUGGGACAGGCCAAGGACGAGUCUCUGACCAAUCAGCUGAUUGAAUACCUGCUGGGGGAAAGUGACGGUAUACCAAAGGAGGCCAAGUACCUGUUCCGCCUCUACAUGGCCCUGCAGCAGUACAGGGAGGCUGCUCGCACCGCCAUCAUCAUCGCCAGAGAGGAGCAGCUGGCAGGGAACUACCGUAACGCUCACGAUGUGCUGCUCGGCAUGUACACAGAGCUGCAGGCUCAGAACAUUAAGGUCCCUGCAGAGCUGGCCAACAACCUGAUGGUCCUGCACUCGUAUCUUCUGGUCAAGAUUCACAUGAAGAGAGGAGACCACCUGAAGGGGGCGCGGAUGCUCAUUCGAAUCAGCAACAACAUCAGCAGGUUUAACGCUCAUGUGGUUAACAUUCUGACGUCGGCAGUAAUCGAAUGUCAUCGUGCCGGACUGAAGAACUCAGCCUUCAGCUUUGCUGCCAUGUUGAUGAGGCCAGAAUACAGAAAUAAGAUCGACACGAAGUACAGGAAGAAGAUCGAGGCGAUAGUUCGUCAUCCCGACACGUCCGAGUUGGAGGAGGAAACCACUCCUUGUCCCUUCUGUGGCUUCCAGCUCCCGCAGAACGAGCUGCUGUGCAUCUCCUGCAAGAACAACAUCCCCUACUGCAUCGCCACGGGUCGUCACAUGCUGAAAGAAGACUGGUCCGUCUGCCCACACUGUGAAUUUCCUGCUCUCUAUUCACAGUUCAUUCUGCUGCUGGAAAAGGAGCCGACGUGUCCCAUGUGCUCCAAGAGCCUGUGUGUGGACCAGGUGAAGAAGAUCUCCGAUUGUUCCAGUUACCUGCAGACUGAUGACCUGGACCAGUGA